GGUAAAUCUGCCACCGAAACAAGACGUGGUGCGUGCCGUCAUGCUAUAUACAAUGUCGCAUACGCGUACGGUCGUCGUGACGAGUUCUUAAAAUAGCGCGGGGUGACAGCUCGCGGGCCGGGUGGAUCGGCGAUGGAGAGUCGCGGCGGGUGGAGUUUCGUGCUGAUCGUCGAAACGUAGCCGGUGUGCGCGGAGAGGAGCGGUGGGAUCCGGAGAGGAAGACGGGAAAAGAAAUAUAAAAAAAGAAAAAGGGCACGAGACGCACGGUGGAACGAUUUCGGGCGAUGAACUGUUGAUCGCGAUCGUAAAAAAAAAGGGAGGAGGUUGUUGCGACGAGCGCGGAUUUGACGGCGGAGGCAGUUAUGCGGUGAACGGAGAACAUUCCUGCGACCGGAUCCCGCUGGCUGCGCGAUCUCGAGCGAUCUCGAGUAGAGCGACGAGGAAGGAAGACGGGUAGUGGCGUUCGGGAGUUACUUUUGAGUCGAUUGGCGAGUCCGCGCGCGAUCGAUCGGCCGCGCCGGACGAUCCGGCGGCGGCACGCAGUGUCGAUCGCCGGUGCUUUGUCGCUGCGUCUGAAAGACUCGAGAGCAAAGAGAGAGAGAAACUUACGAAACGAGAGAAAGGGAAGUGUUCUCGAGACGACGCGUCUCGCUAUGUGCCUCGCGGCUUCACCGCGAUCUUCAAUUCUCGGGACGUCGCCGACGCGGACCGCGCGCGUUCGCGCGACGGAGGCUGGGACCGCCCUAUGAGGGGACUCCCCCGAUUCGUCGCUGGAAAAAUCGUCCGAAAUCGUCGUGCGAGGACCGUGAAUCGAGUCGAGUCGCUUGCCACGCAAACGGCUCUUUCAGCAGCCGGAAGAUUUAAAAAUCGUGUGGCGUGAAGGAGCGCGAAGACUGCAGUUGAAGAGACUCCGCGGAAGCGGAGCGGAUGAGGAGAGGAUAUAGGUGGAAAGUUUUCCCGCACAGCACGCGGCACGCCGCGCCGCCCGUCGAAAGUUUCGUCAUAAUCAUUUCCGCGAGCGCGUUAUCGCCUACGUGGACGACUACAGGGGAUAGACGACACACCGAAGUGUCGGUAAAAUCGUGCGGCGCGCAUAUAUAUACGCGUCGUCUCUUAACGGGAAAUCUGGUGCCACAGCACGCGACGUCGAUCUUCGUCGGAUAAUGCAUCCCCGUCAGCCUCCCGAGAGCUUCGGAUUGAAAUCUCAGAUUAAUCGCAACUAAGCCCGCCGACCUGUCUCGCUCCAGCCGCCGGAUACGGCUGUGCGAGAUUGUGCGUUAAUAAUCGGCAUAAAAGACAUCAGAAGACGAGAGAGAGAGAGAGAGUAGUCAAUGUGAUAAGACCCUCCCGGUGUCGUCUGGUGGGGUGUAUGUCAGUGAGUGGGAUGGUGGUGGUUGUAGCGAUCUCGCUAAGGAGGAUGUGAAUCGUUUCAGUAUCAAAGUGCAAACGUCUCCCGAAACAAGUCGCGGACAUGGCUCUGAGAUGGCAAGCGAGGCUCUCAAUUGCUGCCAUACUCUUCAUGUGCACGGAAGAUACGCUGAGUCUAGGAGAUCGGCCGACAGAUAACAUGGACAGACACGCGAUCCAGACCAGACCACGGCAACAAAUGCUGGAUCAUUCUUCCGGCCCGAAGUCGAAACCGGAACCUACCUUCGACUUCUCGCAGAACACCAACGUGACGGCCCUGAUUGGAAAAACUGCAUACCUCACGUGCCGAGUUCGCAAUCUAGGCGACAAGACCGUAUCCUGGGUCAGGCACAGGGACAUCCACAUCCUGACGGCGGGAGCGUACACGUACACGAGCGAUCAGCGAUUUCAAGCGCUGCACAGACAAAAUACGGGCCACAGCAACGAAUGGUCCGAGUGGACUCUCUGCAUAAAAUGGGCGCAGGAGCGCGACCAGGGAAUCUACGAAUGUCAGAUUUCCACCAUACCUGCCAAGUCGUAUCAGUUUCGCUUGAACGUCGUUGUACCUACGGCGACGAUACUGGGCGGCCCCGAGUUGUACGUCGGUGCUGGCAGCACGAUAAACCUGACGUGCGCCAUACGCUUCAGCUCGGAGCCACCAGCCUACAUCUUCUGGUACUACAAUGAGAACGUCCUGAGCUACGACAGUCCCAGGGGCGGCGUCUCCGUGAUAACCGAGAAGGGUGGCGACGUCACCACCUCCUGGCUUCUCAUUCAGACGGCGCAGCCCUCGGACUCCGGGGAGUACAGCUGCAAGCCCAGCAACGCCAAUACGGCGUCCAUCAGGGUUCAUGUCCUAAAUGGCGAGCGACCGGAAGCGAUGCAGACCGGGACCGCGGGGCCGAUACUGUCCUCGAGCUGUCUACUGGUGUCCCUCAUCAUUUUGUACAUAUCCUCGGUGUAAACGAAAAUGAAAAGCGCUGGCGCCAACGGCCAACCCGAAGCUCACAUCCGACCGCGGUACGUCUCCCCUCUGUCUACGCGAACGCGUUUUCACGCGCGUUCCGCCCGGCAGACGUGUGACCGCGGGACGACCGCAGUUUGUACGGGGGACAACAAAAGGACUCCGUGAAUGGACCGAUUGUGAGAUAAAAAGCGUGUUCACAGUGUUUGCGCAUAAUUCACGAUGCUUUUACACGAGGGGAGGAGAAAACUGCCAAUCAAGGAAAAAUAGCGAUUCCUCUCGUAUAAACUAGCGGCUCUCGGUUAAUUAAUUAUUGUUCCCUACAAAAGGCAUCGUGAAUUAUAGCCUAUUAGCGAUUACACGCCAGAUUACGUGGUGCGUAUACUAUACAUAUAGCAAGAAAGUGUGCGAGGCACACGAACGUUCACGAAUACACGGACCCAUAAAUCUUCUGACCUGUUGUCCGACGUCGGACGAGACGACGCGGUAUCGAGUUGUUGCUCAUCAGAUCCUGGAAAAUGAAGAACACUCACUUCGUGCGCCACCGCGAUUAUCGACCGCGAGAUUAUGCGUCGGAAAUCAAGACGAAGAACUUGAAUAUAGUGCGCGUAUAUACCUUUCGUCGCGCGCAUCUCGGCCGCGACGGAAUCGCGCGUUCCCGACGCGAACGCGGAUUCAGGAGUCGCGUUCGUACAGGGAGUUGCAUCUCUUUCGGUAAGAAAGGCACUUAGUUAAGCAAACGUCGAUGCUAAUGCCGGAAGCGCGGGUAGCUUCGCGGUGGAUCUGGCGCGCGAAAUCCGCCCAUCCUACGCCCGCAAAUCGGGAGAGAAGACCGCCGACGAGAGAUCGGAGGGCUUCCCUCUCCCCCUCCCCUCGAUAAUCCAAGUAAUCCGCAUCGCGAGAAACCGAUUUACGCGAAGGCGUUAAGGCGAGGAGCGAUUGCCUUACGGUUUACGCUUUACGAGCAGUCGAAUCUUGGGAAUGCAAGCUACGUGGAUGGGAUUCAAUGGAAAAUAAAACGUGACCGGAGUGCUCGAUCUGUGCAAUUUUCCGUAUUUCAUAAAAUUGCCGGCGCGAUAAUCGGCCGCGCGCUGCUACUCACACUCCUCCGAUGCUAUCUUCACGUCCGCGGCGACGCGAUAAAUUUUAACCGCGAUUCGCCGACUUGGCGACUCGGACAUCGUUCCCUCUCGGCGAUUAGUUUUAUAUUGCGCUUGGAAAUACCUCGAGAAUUUUGUCACCUCUCGAAAAAUCGCGAUAUUUCAGUGUUGUAAAUUUUAUAUUCCGCAGAAUUUUGUAUUUAGCAGGCGAUUUGAGAAUCGAUCGGAUUUUUAUUUACGUUCUCUUUCGUGACAUUCAGCCCUGUGACGUUUGUAAAAAGCUUCUCACAUUCUGACAUUUAAUUUCUUCUCGUCUCGAAUAGCGCUAUAUGAUUGCACAGAUUUACGCACCGAAUUGCAACUGAGUGAAUUUAUUUUUUUUUUUUUUUUAUAUCAAGAACGUACUUUAACAUUUGUGCAGAAAAAUAUACAUAUGUCGUCGCUAGAUUAAAUAAUUUAAAUUAAAAAUUAAAAUCGCUGCAAGUAUGUAUGUUUUUACCAUUUUUCAUAAAAACGAAAAGUUAAAAUUGA
Molecule: messenger RNA, 4002 nt
Organism: Wasmannia auropunctata (little fire ant)
Lineage: Eukaryota; Metazoa; Arthropoda; Insecta; Hymenoptera; Formicidae
Product: nectin-4-like
Exons: 5
Coding region: 1472-2371 (299 amino acids)
Biological process (GO): synapse organization
Cellular component (GO): neuron projection membrane
Source: RefSeq, a predicted model, not a curated record